UCGCCCCUACGUCUCAGAUUUGCGCACAGCAUUUCAUUAUUUUACCGCAACUUUAACCUAAAAUAACCCCCAAAAACAGUAAACAAACAUCUAUAAAGCAUGUAAAUUACUAAACAGAUGGUUAUAGAUGGGUUUUAAGGCCAAUAUGUCGGCAAAACGUAUAGAAUUGGUCGGCCUGAUCGCGUUGUUGACACAUCUCUCGUUGCUGUCAGCGCAGAUAUUUCCAGUCGAAAAAAUUGCUGUUGGUGCAAUUUUUGAUCAGAAUACUGAGGAGAUCCAAAGUGUAUUCAAGUAUGCGUUGUCAAUGCACAACCAGAACAUAAGCAGCAGGCGACUGGAGCUGCAAGCCUACGUCGAUGUUAUCAACACAGCGGAUGCUUUCAAGCUCUCUCGACUCAUAUGCAACCAGUUCGCCCGCGGAGUCUUCGCAAUGUUGGGCGCAGUGACAGCUGAAUCUUUCGACACGUUACAUUCGUAUACCAACACCUUCCAAAUGCCAUUCGUUACUCCAUGGUUUCCAGAAAAGGUGAUUCCACCAUCGUCAGGCCUGAUCGACCACGCUGUAAGCAUGAGACCUGAUUACCAUCGAGCUAUUGUUGACACUAUAGUACAUUACGGAUGGAAAGAAAUUAUUUACAUGUACGACUCUCAUGAUGGUCUUCUACGGCUCCAGCAGCUUUACCAGUCUAUGCAGCCUGGUCACACCGCAUUCCGGAUAAUCAUGGUGAAGCGUAUCAACAACGCAACAGAUGCCAUUGACUUCCUACUGACCCUGGAACAACAUGACCGGUGGGGUAACAAGAGGAUCGUUCUCGACUGCAACACGAAGAACGCGAAGAAUAUUCUAAUCAGUCACGUCAGGAAAGUGCAGUUGGGGAGACGCACUUACCAUUACAUGCUAAGUGGACUGGUAAUGGACGAUCACUGGGAAAACGAAGUCACAGAGUAUGGAGCAGUCAACAUAACAGGGUUCAGGAUCGUCGACCACUCGCGUAAGAUUGUGCGCGAUUUCACAGACGGUUUGCGUCGAAUGGACGGCCGCUUUAAGGGUACUAUAUCGGCUCAGACCGCAUUAAUGUACGAUGGUGUGCAAGUACUAAUGGAUGCCCUGGGAAGGUUGUGGAGGAAGAAGCCGGACGCAUUCAGGAGCGCAUUGAGACGCGCGGCCGGGCAGGCGAACUCCACCAAAGUAAUUGAUUGCAACCCUGGGAAGAGCUGGGUGGUGCCGUUCGAACAUGGUGAUAAGAUUUCCAGGCUGAUCAAAAAGACUGACAUCGAAGGAUUGACUGGAAAUAUAUCGUUCAAUGACGAAGGACAUCGUUAUAAUUUUACAUUGCAAGUUGUCGAGAUGACUGUGCAGAGCGCCAUGUUGAAGGUAGCUACAUGGUCGGACAUACAUGGUCUGAUCCCAGUACACGCGAAGUAUAUCCAGCUCCGCUCCCCUGCAUCAUAUGAGACCAACAAAACAUACAUCGUAACUACUAUGUUACAAGAGCCUUACAUGAUGCAAAAAUCCGCUGAGUAUGGCCAAAAAGAUGAACUUGAAGGCUUCUGUAAGGACCUUAUGGAUUUGAUUGCGAAAAAGAUGGGUAUUAAAUAUGAAUUACAGGUCGUGAAGGAUCGCAAGUAUGGCGUUGAAAACCCAUUGGACAAUCUGUCAGAACUAAUUAGCGAAGUUGUGCGAAAGGACGCAGAUAUAGCCUUGGGUCCUUUGGCUGUGACCCCGGAUAGAGAGAAAUUAGUAGAUUUCAGUGAGCCAUUCCUGUCAAUCGACAGCCCAAUUACGAACACAAAGACACCCAAACAGCUUUCGGACACUUUCAGCUUUCUCAAACCUCUUUCUAAGGAAAUUUGGUUGUGCAUACUGUUCAGCUUUUUCGCUGUCAGUAUUGUUCUUUUUCUUGUGUCAAGAUUCUCUCCCCAUGAAUGGCGAUCUAUAUCCAUAUCUGACACACAUUUGGAUCAUCCAAUCAGCAGUACUAACGAGAUUAUACUGCACAAUGACUUUAGCAUCUGGAACUCAUUCUGGUUCUCGCUCGGCUCCUUCAUGCAACAAGGCAGCGAUGUUGUGCCUCGAUCAUUAUCAGGAAGAAUUGUUGGUACGGUUUGGUGGUUCUUCGCCUUGAUCCUGGUCUGUUCUUACACAGCAAAUCUAGCUGCUUACCUGAUCGUGGAGAGGAUCGCUGAUCCAGCCCAGUCUCCAGGCUACCCCACAGGCCUGACUCAUUCAGAAAUUGCGUACUCGUGGAAUAACAUAAUGAAAGAACCAUUUGUUGGAGACGAUAUGAGUAUAGUCCAGUACCCUGCGGUGUUGGAGAAACAGGGUUGUAAUACCAUGGCUCGGGUGUGCCGCUACAAGCAUACUGAUCUCGCGAUUGCUACUGCUAAAGGAUCACCUUUGAGGGAAGGAAUAAAUUUAGCACUAGUAAGUCUUAAAAAGGAAGGGGUAAUUGCAAUUCUUUGGCGGAAAUGGAUUUUAAACAGUAAAAAGUCCGACUGCGAUGUACCCAAAGAUGAGGAGUUCACAAUCACAGAGAUGACAUUGAGCCAGGUGUCCGGGAUAUUCUACGUGCUGGUUGGUGGGCUUGCGCUGGCGCUGAGUGUGGCGCUGCUGGAGUUCUGUCAGCACGGGCGCGCCGAGGCCGCGCGGGCAAAUGUACCGUUGCGCGCGGCCUUGCGGGCCAAAGCUCGCAUGGCCUCGCGGACUGACCGCAAGACGCCGCCGCAGCAUACGCCGCAGAGAGACACACAUGAUCGGCUUGGAUGGAAUGGGGCCGCUUUCGGGUACAAUGAGUUCCUCGUAGGAAGAGACGAUUUGGGACAAAGUCGACGCAAGAUAUAUUAAACUUAAUUAGUACUACUUCACCGCCGCCACGCAGGUCUCCCAAGAGGAGGCAGUCCAUGCGAGUUACACUCACGUCUGAUCUUCGGAGAAGGGCGGCGGCGCCAAAGUGCGCCGGUCGUCUAUAUCCAAGCCCAAGCCGAACAACGUUGAUCUUUAUCAACUUUAAUUUUAUUUUAUUAGUAUUGUAUAGUCGCAGUCCCAGACAUGUUUGAGAUAGAUGCUCUGCACAUUUUCCGUCUAGUAGAUAACCGUGAUAUUCGAAUGUCAUACGAAUAAUUGAAACACGCAAAUUAUGCUAUAUUGGACUGUAAAACUAUACUUUUAUUAGGUUCCGCGCGCACGAGGAGUUGACGUCGUAGUAAGCAUUAAAAAAACGGCGCGCUUGAUAUCCGUACAGUUUGGCGACAACGCGUAAUCUAUCUCGACACAUGUCUGCGAUCGCAAUCAUACCAACCACACUGCAAAGUUGGCCGUAUUGCAGUUUUUACGACGUUUUUAUAUGUAAUUUGUAGCUUAACUGAUUUUAUAGGUGAGCGACAGACACUGCAGAAAUACGCGACACGACGCAAUGUAGCAAUGUCAUAUAGAUACAAAAUUUUAUCACACAUUGAAUCGAGUACCUCGUAAUUUUAUAAUAACUUUUAUAAUAAUUUCUUAAUUUUAUAAUAAUAAUUUCGUAAUUUUAUAAUAAUUUCUUGAACUGGUCAUCAAUAUCUUCGAUUAGCAAUUUUUUUAAUGGUAUUUUUCUUGACUUGGAGCUUUCAGUCACUCCCAGUUCAGGUAUUGUUACUUAUCAAUUCAACUGACACACGACUGAUGCACAUUAUAGGCUGGUCUCUUAAAGAACAGCCAAAUUUUAUCAAUAUGCUCUUAUCUUCUUUAGUUUUUCGGACACAUAGUAAAUGUUCCCUUUUCAAUAAAUGUAGUGUUUGGAAAUAAAUUACAUUUAUCGAAAAAACAUUUGGAACGAAGAAUGAACAAAACGAACAUGAGAAAUGUGUCCGUACAAAGUUCGGUCAGCUACCUAGUUGAUGUUGUUAGGUACUCCAACUUGGGAUGAGAGGGCAAAAAUAUAUUUGUCGUAUUUAGAUGUAAAUUUCUAUAAAUAACUAAUGUUAUUUAUAUUUUCUACAAAAAAUUAGCUGCUAUUUAAAAAGUCACUCUCUUUGUCUUUGCGCUCGUAUAUAUUUUUUAUUUAAACUUAGCGUUGGCACGUAACAGAAUUAAUUUCCUUCCAGCUAGUUUUUCAGACACAAAAACAUACGGGUGUAUUUGGAAAGAUUAGGUACUUAUAAUCUGAAACAUUUUUCUAAUCUGUUUAUGCCCAUCAUUCGUUAAAAAAAAUUGAAUUUUUGAUUUUCUUUUUGUAAUUAUAACAAUAUAGGAUUAUUUAUAUAAGUUUAGGUUAAAUUUUUUUAGCAAUAAUUUAUUUAAUUUUUUUGUUUUAAAGAUAAGUUUUGUUCUAUUGUCUGAUUAGAUACUUUAUUUAGAUUACGCAUUAAAAUAUGAUUAUAUUUUAAUGCAUAAUCUAAAUAAAGUAGGUAUAAAGUAUUACGCAUUAAAAUAUAUUUUAAUGCGUAAUCUAAAUAACGUUAAUGUAGUUAAAUUUAACAUUAACUUGUCACAAAUAUUACUCCUUUUACUCAGUAGACAUAGCUAGAUUUCUGAUUAAAAUCCAGAUUCGUAUUCCCAAAAUGUCCAAUACGCAAAAUGUUCAAAAUUCAUCAUAACGUUAGGGGCUUUAGGUAAAUACGAUCUAUCCCUACUUGAAUCGUAAGUUGAAAUAAGUUUAAUUUUAAUGAGAACUAUUAGUUGUCAAUGAAAAUCUAUUAUUUCUUUCUCGAAAUAAGCAUAAGUCAGGAAAUUAUUCUCCAAACUGAAAUAAACUCCGAAUCUACGAACAGUAUUAUUAUUCGUAGCUCCAAAUUUAAUUAGCGAGUAAUGGAGUGAUAACACUGACUGCCUGAUGAAUAUUGAUAAUUCUGGGAACCGCAAGCGAAUAUGACACGACAUUUCAUAUUGAUAAUAUAAUUACGCCGCGUAGAAUAAUUAUGCUAGGUAUUAUAAUAAAACAGGAAUUGAAUAUGCACUUAAAAUACAAUAUUUGAGACUAUAUUAUUAAACAGAUAGUGAUCCCCAAUUUCCCUUAAAAAUUGUAGAAACUUUAGUAUUAUAUUUUACCAUAUCUACAUAAUAAAUUUUUAUUUAGCUAUUAAAUGACCUUGCAUUUUUAUAUAACAUUGUAUUGCGCAAUGUUUAUCAUUCAUUAUAUCAAGCAAUGAUGCAUUUAACUUCUGGAAUUUUAGGAAUUAUCUUUUAAAAUUAUCUAAGAUGUGUGUGACACCCUCUUUAAAAAUAAUUUAUAACUGAUUUUUUUACUUAAACACUUAGGCUAGGUAGUUGUUUUAAUGAUUAACAUCGAUUGUAAGAAAAUGUACCGUUAUUAUUAAUACAAUUGCCAUGUGUAGUAAUUUAUAUAAUGAUAUAUAAUUUUUCGAUGUCGAAUGUAUACUCUAUGCAUUCAACAUAAAUAAAUAUUUAUUCAUUUUUAAUUAAAGUAUAUUUUAAGCUAAAGUAUUUUUCAUCUCGUUCUGUCAAUGUCAAAUAAUAUAAAGAACGGUAGUAAAGAAAAAUGCUUUAGUUUAUAGUAUCAUUUACAUUUUUAUGAUUAAGAGGGUUAGUUAUAAUAAAUGAAUAAUAUACAUAAUAUUAAAAUAAACAUUGCACGAAUAAACUUAGUAGAAAUUAGUGCACUUUAUACAAUAGUUUAGUAAAAUAAGUAGAUUAUAUAAGUGUUCUAGAGUUUAUCAUUACGUUCAGUAGUUUAUACAAUAUAGAUGCUUUGGUCUAGUAGACUUUUAAAAGUCAGAUUAAGAUUUUUAACUUUAUAAUUUGCACUAACUUUACAAUAACUUAAACAUACACAAUAAUUAAAUAUAAGUGUAACAUUUAUAUCGACAUAAAUGCCAAUUGUAUGACAAUGUAUUUUAUUUAUAAUAGCCAAUUUAAUACUGUAGAAAAAUUAUACAUAAGAAAAAAGCUCUCGUCGCUAAUACCUUCCCUUAUGGGAAUCCAGUAAGAAAAGUAUCUAGGCGUUUCGUCCCUCGAUCUUUCUCGGCUCUUUAAAAAUGCAUUUGAGACCAUUAUGCAUUGAUACCAAGUAUUAAUUAAUUUUCUAAGUAGGAGUUUGCUUCCAUGGGACGGAAAUAGUUGAGAGACGAAACACCUAAUCAACAUUAUGGGGCUGUAAUGAAAUUAAAAUAGCUAGUUUUGCCAAUGCAAAACUAGCCACCUACUAAUAUCGUUCAGCAUUUUACAGCCUUGAUACAAUUAUC
Plodia interpunctella (Indianmeal moth) is the source of this 6180-nucleotide messenger RNA. RefSeq names its product glutamate receptor 1-like. Gene Ontology annotation, biological process: monoatomic ion transport; synaptic transmission, glutamatergic; modulation of chemical synaptic transmission. The record is from RefSeq and is a predicted model, not a curated record. Gene Ontology annotation, molecular function: glutamate receptor activity; transmitter-gated monoatomic ion channel activity involved in regulation of postsynaptic membrane potential. NCBI's taxonomy places the organism in Eukaryota, Metazoa, Arthropoda, Insecta, Lepidoptera, Pyralidae. The transcript has 19 exons. Gene Ontology annotation, cellular component: plasma membrane; postsynaptic density membrane. The coding region runs from base 128 to 2845 and encodes 905 amino acids.